AUGGUAGAUUGCAAGCCACUAAGCACACUCGUGGCCGUCACACAGCCAGUCACUCCGACUGCGACACCCUAUGAGAAUCCGAUGCAAUACCGCCGCAUUGUUGGGGCCCUGCAGUAUCUGACGAUCACGCGGCCAGACCUCUCCUAUGCUGUCAACCGCUUAUGCCAGUUCAUGCACUCACCGACUACUGAUCACUGGGGUUUGGUUAAACGCGUGCUACGCUACAUAAAGGGCACUCUCGACUACGGCUUGAGCCUGAGGGCCUCCUCCACUACCGCUAUCCAUGCCUUCUCCGACUCCGACUGGGCAGGAUGCCUGGUAGACAGAAAGAGCACCAGUGGGUAUGCCGUCUUUCUAUGUAGCAAUCUGGUUUCUUGGCUAUCCAGAAAGCAACGGACUGUGGCUAGAUCAUCUACUGAAGCUGAGUACAAAGCCUUGGCGGAUGUUUCCGCUGAGGUGACGUUGAAUGUCUCGCUCAUGCGUGAAUAA
Messenger RNA from Ipomoea nil (Japanese morning glory), 489 nucleotides. RefSeq lists its product as uncharacterized. Lineage: Eukaryota; Viridiplantae; Streptophyta; Magnoliopsida; Solanales; Convolvulaceae. The transcript has a single exon. The record is from RefSeq and is a predicted model, not a curated record. Bases 1 to 489 code for a protein of 162 amino acids.